GUCUGAACCACGCAACACACGCCGUCAUCCUCGGGAGAUCUGGUUGCUCGCUCUGGAACCAUGCGGUCCCUACGACCACCGAUUUCCGUCACUUAGGCUACGCGCAACAUCGCGGAAAACCACAAACGACCCCCAACGCACAACCACCUACCAUGGCCAUGGCAAUCCCGGUAAUCACGCGCUCACCGCCCGGAGGGACACCUAUCAAACCCCCACCAACUAAACAAUACAACCCUCGCCAAACACGCUCCUACGCCCCCGGCCCCCUGCCCACAAAACUCUCCUCCACCGCGCCCCGCAACGCCCGCAUAACAGCCCGCAUCAUCUCCCCCCUCACUGGAGCCGUGCACUACGACCUCUCCAUAGGCGACGUCCCGCUCCCGGAUGUCACUGUGGAGGAGAUUCUGGACUAUGUUUCCCCGCUUGAACUUGAGGCAUGGGAGCAUGCGCAGUUUGAAGAGGAGAGGGGGGUGCUGGCGGCGUAUGAGGCUGCUAGGGAGGAGGAGAGGGCUGCGCUUGCUGAUGAGAGGAGGGAACGCGCGAAGUUGAGGGGCGUGGGGGGUUGGGAGGAGGUCAGUAGUUCUGACGGGGAGGAGGGGACUGGUUCGGAAGGGGAGAAUGGUCAGCCGGAAGCGGAGGUGGGGAAACAUGGGCGCGCGAGACCGACGUAUACGCAUCUGUUCAAGGUGCCGGAGAUACAGAGGAGGAGGAGGGUGCGGUCGAGUACGGAGGAGGAUGAGGGGCGACGGGUUACUUCCACCGUGGAGGACGAGCGGGUUGUCCGAUCUAGUGAAUCCGUUCCGGGCGUGCCUGAGAAGCGGCGACGCAGGAAACGGGAUAAGAUCACGGGUGAACUCCUUCCGUUGUCUCCUCGCGGCGAGCAGCCGCAGCAACAGCUGGCACCGAAGGUCAAACGCCCCCGACGAAGACGACAUCCGAUUACGCGCGAGCUGAUGCCGUUGGGCUGGCGAUAUGAUCCUACUACCAACGACCAGACCAGGAACAAUGACGAGAGCGAUGAUGAUCAUGUGUCGCCCAACUCGUUCCAGCAUCUGCGUAUAUCUCCGACCGCAAAACGGCCACGACUUGAUAUGGAGAGCUCAAUGUCGCGCUCCAUCUCCCCGGCACCGAGCAAAAUCAAGAUUGCGGAGCGAGUUGCAGUCCCUACUCCCAGCAAGGUGUCGCCUGCCAAAGCAUUGAGCAAACCCGAUUCAACUCCCAGAUCGAAUUUGCCCGCAUCUGUCAAGCCGACUCCUCGACUCUCGCAACCUGUCCCGGUAAUCGACAUGACUUCCUCUCCCGAACCCGAACCCGAAAUCCGCGUCGCUCAAACGAAAUCUCCACGGCCUACUCACACCUCACCGCAAAAAGCCAGAACCUCACUGAUCCACCCCACCGCCCCUCUCAGCUCCAGCUCCUCAUCCGCAUCCGAAGAUAGCGAUGAUAAUGACGAAGACGAAUGGGUCGUGGAAUCCAUUCUCUCCCACCAAUACUCCGAUCCUCGAACCCAUCCGGCUUCCGCAGGAACGAAACCAAUCAUGCUCUACCAGACGAAGUGGGUCGGCUCAGAGGAGGUGACGUGGGAGCCACUGGACAGUUUUGGGGAUUGGGGCGUUGUGACAGAAUACAGACGCAAGGCAGGCUUGAGGCCCGAACCAAGUGAUGACGAACAUGAACAAGGGGCUCCUCAAAUCGAGGGCAAUGACGACAACGACAACGAUGACAACGAGGAAGAAGAUGAUGAGGCCGACGGCGACGAAUUCGAAAUCGAAGCCAUCCACGCUCACCACCUGUCCGAUCCGCGCACGCAUCCUGUCGAGCUGGGCAAGAUGCCGGUGAUGCUGUAUGAGGUGAAGUGGAAGGGGUGGGAGGAGACAACGUGGGAGCCGGUGGGCAGUUUUGUCGAUGCGAGGAUUUUGGGGGAGUAUCAUCGCCGGGUGGGGCUGUAGGGACUUUUUAUCUUUGACUUUCCAUUUCGUCGACGAGACGGUAUAAGACGCAUGAGUUUUUGCCUUAUCAAUGAUUGUUGGUAUGAUGCAGGCGGAUAUUCCAGACGUCCGCGGACAGCAGCGGGUAUUGGUCAAAAUUUGUCAGCAUUCAAGCGCGCAGUGCAAUGCUUCGGCCUCGAAACCCAACCCUCCAACUCGUCC
Molecule: messenger RNA, 2150 nt
Organism: Neohortaea acidophila
Lineage: Eukaryota; Fungi; Ascomycota; Dothideomycetes; Mycosphaerellales; Teratosphaeriaceae
Exons: 1
Coding region: 153-1949 (598 amino acids)
Source: RefSeq, a predicted model, not a curated record